UUGUAUUAUAAAGUCGUAGAAUAAUUUUCUCUAGUGGGAGACUGUCUUUUUUUUUCACGUUCUCGAUUGUCGACCCCAUCGUAAUAUUUCGGGUGCGUUCCAACAUUUGACAAAAUAAACAAGGACGAAAUAAUUCUAAGAGCAUUGCGGGCGUUAAGUGAAACGCACCCUUCAUAGGCUAGGAUAAAUUCAGUGAUGCUGAUGAUGAUGAUACAACACCAGUCAUUCACCCAAGAAACUUAAAUAUUAGAAGAAAAUAUAAUAUAGUAGAUUCUGAUGAUGACAGUGAUGAUUAUGAACCUCCCAAUGAUUAUGAGGAUGAAGAGUAUCAUACAUUUAGUGACAUCAAUUAUACAAAUUCAGGUUCUUCUCCUUCGUAUUCACCGAUUAAAACCAAGGGUAAAAAAAGGAAAGACGUAACUCAUGAUAAUACUAAGGAAGAUAUAAAAGAAUUAAAACCCAAUUCUUCUAGUGACUCUCUUAUUAAUAUGAAUGAUAUUAACUUCGAUAAUGUACAUGAACAAAGUGAUACUGAUUACAAAACAGCAGAAGAUGGAGAAGAUAAAGCUCUUCAGGAUGUAGCUGUGACUAUCGCACUUGAUUCAGAUUCUGCUUCUGGACAAUCCGGGCAAAACAGCGAUUCCGAAUUCGCAAAGUCUUUUGCAAGGCGUGAAUUUACAAAUGUUAAAAAUGUGGAUCCGUUAGUAGCACAGAAAAGAGCAAUCACGGUUUGCAAAUUAGAGCAGCUUAAAAAUGAGUCAGCCCAAAUGAAACGAUUUCUUGAUGAUGGAAAUAUGGAAGCAUUGCCUGAUAAAGGGCAGAAAAUACAAGAACGUAUACGCCAGCAAGAAGAAGAAAUCAGGAUAUUGACACGGGAAUUGGAAAAUACCCCUUUGGUGUCACUUCCUAGCAGUCAAGAAACCGAAGUAACAGAACAUUUUCGUUUCAUGAAGGAAUCAUCACGGAUGUUGCAAGAUGAGUCGUAUUCCGAUUCCGCAGAUCCUGAUGAUGAUGAUGAUGAAAGUGAGGAUUCAUAUGGGGGUAUAGACAAUAUACCAAUGAAUCCUAGGUCAUCUCCCGAGUUAAAGGAACUGGGCAAAAAGGCACAAGCCACCAGAGAUAAGGAGCUUGCUUUAACGGUUGAACGAUUACAAGAUUUGCACGGAUCACUCGUAGCUCGUCCGUCAGAAAAUGAGAAAGCAGAAGAUCCAAGGGGAUUGAAGGUAGAAUUAAUGCCACAUCAAAAGCAUGCUCUCGCAUGGCUUCUGUGGAGGGAACAGCAAAAACCAUCCGGUGGCGUUUUAGCGGAUGAUAUGGGCUUGGGCAAAACACUGACUAUGAUAGCUUUGACUAUAAGCACUCUUGCUAUGAAAGAUUCUGAUGAUGAUGAGGAUGAAAGUGAUAGUGAUGAUGAUGGCGAGUGGACUAACAAGAGUAAACCUUUACGUCAUAAGGGUGGUACUCUGGUAGUAUGUCCCGCGUCCUUAUUGUCGCAAUGGGAAAACGAAGUACGGAACAAAUGCAAACGCGGUUUACUGUCUAUUGAGGUGCAUCAUGGCACUAAUCGUCAGAGCCUUCCUAAAAGAUUGGCGAAAAACGAUAUGGUCAUCACAACGUAUAAUAUAUUGUCUCGUGAAUAUAAAAGCAAUUCUACAUUAUUUAAGAUCAACUGGAAGAGAGUUAUACUUGAUGAAGCUCAUAUAGUGAGAAAUCACAAGAGCCAGGCAUCCGAAGCGGUUUGUGAACUGAUGGCAAACAAACGAUGGGCCCUCACCGGCACACCUAUACAAAAUAAGGAGUUAGAUUUAUACUCUAUUCUGAAGUUUCUCAGAUGCUCACCGUUCGAUGAUCUACGCGUUUGGAAACGAUGGGUAGACAAUAAGAAUGCCGCAGGUCAUCAAAGAUUGGCGACGGUCAUGAAGACAUUAAUGUUGCGGAGAACUAAACAAGAACUGAUGGCCAAAGGUGAUUUAGAAAAUUUACCCGACAAGUCUAUCGAGGAGGUGACGGUGGAACUCGACCAUCAGGAACAAUUGGUGUACGAGAAAAUUUUAGUUUACUCCCGUACUUUGUUCGCACAAUUUUUAGCUCAACGUGCGGAAAAAGAGCACAUGUUCGAUUUGUAUGGUGGGAGGUAUAAUAAGCCCGCCUAUCUUGCAAACCCAAACAAGGAAACUCAGUUUACGAAAGCACAAAACAAAUUGCUGGCGAUGCACGCCUCAGUAUCAGUAAAGACACAUGAGAUUUUGGUACUCCUUCUACGACUACGUCAGAUAUGUUGCCAUCCGGCAUUAAUCCAUGCAAUGUUGGAUCAGGAAGAUGUGAAGCAAAGCGGUAUAAUGGAUACAGAAAACGUGGAUGCCGAUUUCUUAUCCAGAGUAAAUAACAUGUCACUCAAUGGAAUCAAUAAUGCGGAUGAGGAAGAUGAAAUCGGUGUUGAUGAAAGAGUAGCCGGAAAUCUACUUACUGCUGAGAACCCAGUGUUCGACGAUGAUCGCAUUAGUUCCAAGAUGACGAUACUGCUUGACAAGGUUAAAGAAAUUUUACAAAAGGAUAACGAUAAACUCAUCAUUGUUUCACAAUGGGCAAAGCUACUGGAUGUCAUAGCAUCACACUUGGUUGUGAUAAAAGGUGCUACGUUCAGCAAGUUCACAGGAAGUGUCGCCAUCAAAGAUCGACAAGGUAUAAUGGAAUCUUUUAACAAACGAAAUUCCGGCCCAAGAAUCCUGUUGCUCUCACUUACGGCUGGCGGAGUGGGAUUAAACCUGGUAGGCGCAAAUCACUUGUUAUUAUUUGACAUUCAUUGGAAUCCGCAGUUAGAGACGCAGGCGCAAGAUAGGAUUUAUCGUUUUGGUCAAACAAAGAAUGUCUACAUCUACAAAUUUGUUUGUGUUAAUACAAUAGAAGAGCGUAUUAAAGCGUUGCAAGAACGAAAACUUGAAAUAGCGCGAAAUGUACUGAGCGGCGAUGGAACCAACGCAGCUACAAAGCUUACGUUGAACGAUCUCAAAUCGUUAUUCGGCUUCUGAUUUAUUUCAUCGUAUGUAAGAAAUAGAAUUAAAACAAUAGGAUACUAGAAUUUGUUUCACUUAAUUAUAACUAUGUAUAAUCCGUUUUAUUUAAGUAUAUAAAGCGUUCUCUAUUUUAAGUACUUUUUUACAAUAGUUUUCAUAGCAAAACGUAUUUUACUAAAGAAACAAAUGUAUCACUAUUCUUUAUAUUAAUUUUACUUAUCCAGACAAUUAAUAUGUGCUUUGACUGUUUUAAUUGUUGACAUAUGUAUAUUGAUAUGUUUUAUUUGCUGUUAUUUCCUAAGUUCUGUCGCGUCAAUGCAUAUUGACAUGAUAUUUUUUGCGACUAAUGCAAAAUAGAAUAAAUUAAGCGACAUUUAUUUAAAAUCACAUUGGAUCAUUAGAGGAUUAAUAGUUUUCCAAGCAUAAUAUGAAUGAGUAUAAAAUGUGUCUUUUCAAAAGUUUAUUUAAGCAGCAAGUUUAAUCAAUAAAUUUAAGAUAUA
Messenger RNA from Temnothorax curvispinosus, 3514 nucleotides. It is a transcript of the gene lds, whose product is annotated as transcription termination factor 2-like. The coding region runs from base 489 to 3029 and encodes 846 amino acids. The record is from RefSeq and is a predicted model, not a curated record. The transcript is spliced from 12 exons. Gene Ontology annotation, molecular function: ATP binding; ATP-dependent chromatin remodeler activity. Lineage: Eukaryota; Metazoa; Arthropoda; Insecta; Hymenoptera; Formicidae.